This is a messenger RNA of Priceomyces carsonii, 3051 nucleotides long. It is a transcript of the gene FUN12, whose product is annotated as translation initiation factor eIF5B. Gene Ontology annotation, biological process: translational initiation. The coding region runs from base 1 to 3051 and encodes 1016 amino acids. Gene Ontology annotation, cellular component: mitochondrion; cytoplasm. NCBI's taxonomy places the organism in Eukaryota, Fungi, Ascomycota, Pichiomycetes, Serinales, Debaryomycetaceae. The transcript has a single exon. Gene Ontology annotation, molecular function: GTPase activity; GTP binding; translation initiation factor activity. The record is from RefSeq and is a predicted model, not a curated record.
AUGGGAAAAAAAACUAAGAAGGGAGACAAAGCUGGUGGAGACUUUUGGGAUACCGAUGAGGCAGAUAUUGAUACGCCUCAACCUGAAGAAUUUGGUCUGGCUCAGGCUGCUGACGGUAUAAACUCAUCUGAAGCUUCAACGCCCGCUCCAGAAGCUGCUCUGGCAGAUGAAGUAUCGGGAGAUUUUUUGAGUUCAAUAAGAAGUUCCAAAAAAAAGAAGGAAGACAAAGAGGUGGAAGAGAAGAGUAAGGCUAAGGAUGGUCCUAAAGUUUUGUCCAAAAAAGAAAAAGAAAAAUUGAAGAAGGAAGCGGAAAAGCAAAAAAAGAAAGAAUUGGCUAACAAGAAAAAAGCACAACAAGCAAGUAAGAAGGAGCAGAUCAAGGAAGCUAACAAGCAAAAUGCGGCUGCUGCAGUAUCAUCACCUUCGGCCACUCCAGAGCCAGAAGGGUCUAAUGAUGAUGAAAAAGCCAAAUCAACUGCUAAAAAAGGUGGCAAAAAGGUCCCUGCUGGUCUUGCAGCUUUAAGACGUCAGUUAGAAUUGAAGAAACAAGCUGAAGAGGAACAGCGUCGUAUUGACGAAGAAGAUGAACAGCGCCGCUUGGAGGAAGAAAAGAAAGCAAUUGAAUUAGAAGAAGAGAGAGAAGCCGCUAGGGCUGCAAAGAGAGAGAAAGACAGACUCAAAAAGGAACAAUUAAAAGCUGAAGGAAAGCUAUUGACCAAAAAACAGAAGGAGGAAAAAAAAUUGCAGGAUCGCAGACGUCAACAAUUAUUACAAGCUGGGAAUAUCACUAUUCCGGGUCUUUCAAAUAAUGAUUCUGCUGAAAAACCUAAAAAGGUCGUAUACACUAAAAAGAAGUCUUCGAAACCAAAGACAUUUGUUCCCAAUAAACCUCAGUCAGUUGCUAAAACAACUAAAGUGGAGGCUCAAAAUGAUGAUGACGAUGAAGCUUUGGUAGAAGAUUGGGAAAGUAUGGCUCUCGAUGAUGACGAGGAGCCGAAUACCGUUGAGCCUUCAAUCGAUGUUGAGCAAGAUGUCAUCGAGCAAAAUGGUAUCGAAAGUGAUCAUAACGACAGUGAGGAUGCAGAAGAGGAGACCCAAGAUGCUGAGCCUGAGACAAGUGGCAGGGAAGAAGUUGAACCUAAAACGAAGGAAGCUGAAUUGGUAACUACAAAAGAGGUUAAUCCUCAAGUUGAGGAAGAGAAUAAUAUCAGUUCAGUUUCUCAAAAGGCUACUCUGAAAGAAAAGGAAAUGCGCUCACCAAUUUGUUGUAUUCUUGGACAUGUUGAUACUGGUAAGACUAAGCUUUUGGAUAAAAUUCGUCAAACAAACGUUCAAGGUGGUGAAGCCGGUGGUAUCACACAACAGAUUGGAGCAACCUAUUUCCCAGUUGAAUCAAUCAAACAGAAAACUGCUGUUAUGUCACAAUAUGAAAAGCAAUUAUUUGAAGUUCCUGGCUUGUUGAUUAUCGAUACGCCAGGUCACGAAUCUUUCUCAAAUUUAAGAUCCCGUGGUUCUUCGUUAUGUAACAUCGCAAUUUUAGUCAUUGAUAUCAUGCAUGGACUAGAGCAGCAGACUAUUGAGUCUAUCAGGUUAUUGAGAGAAAGGAAGGCGCCAUUUGUUGUAGCGUUGAACAAAAUUGAUAGAUUGUAUGAUUGGAAACCGAUUCCAAAUAACUCAUUCCGUGAUUCGUACUCUAAGCAAAACAAGUCUGUUCAGUCUGAGUUUCAAAAUAGGCUAGAGCAAAUAAAAGUUGCUUUAGCCGAGCAAGGUUUGAAUUCUGAGCUCUACUUUCAAAACAAGAACAUGUCAAAAUACGUCUCAAUAGUUCCAACAUCAGCUGUUACUGGUGAAGGUGUUCCUGACUUGUUAUGGUUGUUGCUUGAAUUAACUCAAAAGAGGAUGUCAAAACAAUUGAUGUAUUUGUCUACCAUAGAAGCUACGAUCUUGGAAGUUAAAGUCGUAGAAGGUUUUGGUUAUACUAUUGAUGUUAUUUUGUCGAACGGAAUUUUAAGAGAAGGUGAUCGUAUUGUAUUGUGUGGCUUGAAUGGUCCAAUUGCAACUAACAUUAGAGCGUUGUUAACUCCUCCGCCAUCUCGUGAAUUGCGUAUCAAAUCAGAAUAUGUACACCUUAAAGAGGUCAAGGCCGCUUUAGGUGUUAAGAUAGCAGCAAAUGAUUUAGAAAAGGCCGUUGCGGGUUCUAGGUUGGUUGUCGUUGGCGAGGAUGAUGAUGAAGAAGAAAUAAUGGAAGAAGUUAUGGAUGAUUUGACAGGUUUGUUAGACUCUGUGGAUAAAUCUGGAAGAGGUGUUUCGGUACAAGCAUCUACUUUAGGUUCCUUAGAGGCAUUAUUAGACUUCUUGAAAGAUAUGAAGAUUCCAGUUAUGUCUAUUGGUUUAGGUCCAGUCUUCAAAAGGGAUGUCAUGAGAGCAACCACCAUGUUAGAUAAGGCUCCUGAAUAUGCUGUGAUGCUUUGUUUUGAUGUCAAAGUUGACAAAGAAGCUCAGCAAUAUGCAGAUGAGCAGAAUAUCAAGAUUUUUAAUGCAGAUAUCAUAUACCACUUAUUUGAUGCAUUCACUGAAUACCAGAAGAAACUCUUGGAAGUCCGUAGGAGAGAUUUCUUGGACUAUGCUGUAUUCCCCUGUGUCUUGAAGACUAUUCAAAUUAUAAACAAGAGAAACCCAAUGAUCAUUGGAGUUGACGUUGUGGAAGGUGCUCUUCGCGUUGGAACUCCUAUAUGUGCUGUUCGCCAAGAUCCAGCUACUAAAGAGCCAAAUGUUAUGGUUUUAGGUAAAGUAGUUUCUUUGGAAGUUAACCAUAAGUCGGUAGAGAUAGUCAAGAAGGGUCAAACUGCUGCUGGUGUGGCCGUAAGAUUGGAGAAUCCUUCAAGUGCUCAACCAACCUGGGGCCGUCAUGUGGACGAGUCCGACAAUUUGUACUCAUUAAUCUCUCGUAAAUCUAUUGAUACAUUGAAAGAUCCUGCUUUCCGUGAUUCUGUGAGCAGAGAUGAUUGGUUGCUAUUAAAGAAAUUAAAACCAAUCUUCGAUAUCAAAUAG